Molecule: messenger RNA, 1144 nt
Organism: Rhineura floridana
Lineage: Eukaryota; Metazoa; Chordata; Lepidosauria; Squamata; Rhineuridae
Gene: SNX10
Product: sorting nexin 10
Exons: 8
Coding region: 297-911 (204 amino acids)
Biological process (GO): intracellular protein transport
Molecular function (GO): phosphatidylinositol binding
Source: RefSeq, a predicted model, not a curated record
GGCGAUCACGUGGAUGCAAACUCUUAGCCCAUGCCCCGGGGUUGGCUCAGCGGCUGUUUUAUUUAUUGGGCUGUGUGGCUCCGUGCCGGGAAUUUCGGGUUCCUGCUGGUUUUGUUCUCGCUGGGGAGCCCUUCGGAAAACUUGGGGGGGGGGAAAGGCGAAGAGGAGCCCCUGGUUUAGAACAAAGUUUUGACUGAUCAUCUUUCAACAGUUCCUCGACUAAAUACAAUCAGCAAGUUUGUGUGUACAAAGUAAGUCUGCAUUACCCUGGGUUGGCUUUACAUGCUGCUUGGAAGAUGACGCCAAAACACGAAAAACAGGAAUUUGUCACAGUCUUGGUGCGAGACCCCAGGAUAAAAAAGGAAGACUCUUGGCAUUCACACAUAGACUAUGAGAUCUUCAUUCACACAAAUAGCAUGUGUUUUACAAGGAAAACAUCUUGCGUCCGACGGCGCUUUCGAGAAUUUGUGUGGCUUCGUCAGAGACUUCAAAGUAAUGCAGUGCUAAUACAAUUGCCAGAACUUCCACCCAGAACUCCCUUUUUUAGCACAAAUAAUCCCCAGCAUGUGGACCAGCGUCGGGAAGGCUUGCAACAGUUUCUCCAGCAGAUUCUCCAAAAUCCAGUACUACUUUCAGACAGUAGACUUCACCUCUUCGUACAAACCCAGCUGAGUCCAGAAGACAUUGAGGCAUGUGUAUCUGGGCACACGAAAUAUUCUGUUGCUGAAGCGAUCCACGAGUUUGCCACUUUGAAACGACGGUUUCCUGUAGAACAUAAAGAGAGGAAAAAAGAGGAAAAUUAUGUGGAUUCAGAUUCUGAGAGUUCAUCCUCAGGGCUUGGACACAGCAGUGAUGAUAACAUUUCACACGGAUGUAAAGGAAGCACAAGCGCGGUUCCUGAAGAACCCUGAAAUAUCAUUUCUGUCUUGCCAUUAUUGAAAUGACAGAUACAGCUUCUAUCUAGGUUGAAAUUUACAUGUGACAUAGAUGGACCAUCCACCCAAUUGCCAAGGCAUGCCUUUUCUCAAUUUUCAAAACAGUUUCAUUCAUUUUACCAUGGAUGUAUUUAUAGCCUUUGCUAUAUUGAAUGAUACAAAUACUGCCUGUACCACAGCUCCUAAAUAAAUGUGAUUUCUUGAUGUGA